Thermothielavioides terrestris NRRL 8126 is the source of this 1554-nucleotide messenger RNA. RefSeq lists its product as uncharacterized. The transcript has a single exon. The record is from RefSeq and is a predicted model, not a curated record. Gene Ontology annotation, molecular function: Delta24(24-1) sterol reductase activity; FAD binding. The coding region runs from base 1 to 1554 and encodes 517 amino acids. Gene Ontology annotation, cellular component: cytoplasm; membrane. NCBI's taxonomy places the organism in Eukaryota, Fungi, Ascomycota, Sordariomycetes, Sordariales, Chaetomiaceae. Gene Ontology annotation, biological process: steroid metabolic process.
AUGGACUCACAUCAAGCCGUCGUGAGCAAAAUCGCCUUGACCGUUCAGCAGUUCUUUGCUCAAAACGAGCCAUUCCGCAUCUACCAUGGGUCGACCAACAGCACACGACCUGCCCAUGACGCGCGGGUCGUGGACAUCAGCGGACUCAACAGAGUCCUGACGAUCGACGAGGGUUCGCGGAUCGCCGUGGUCGAGCCAAAUGUUUCCAUGGACAUAUUGGUCCAAGCCACGCUGGCCCGUGGCCUGAUCCCGCCGGUAGUGAUGGAGUUCCCCGGCAUCACCGUCGGUGGAGGCUUUGCCGGCAGCGCAGGGGAGAGCAGCUCAUUUCGGUACGGGUACUUUGACCAGACCGUGAAGUCCAUCGAGAUGGUUCUGGCAACAGGAGAGGUCGUGCAGGCAUCGCCUUCGCAAAACCCGGACCUGUUCCGCGGCGCGGCCGGGACUGCAGGAACCCUCGGUAUCGUGACGAAGCUGGAACUCACCCUCAUCCCGGCUAGAAAAUAUGUCAAGGUGGAAUACCGCCGACACAACACCGUGAAUGACACAAUCUCAGCGGUCAAGCAAGCCACGGAAGACCAAUUGAACGACUACGUCGACGGCAUCCUCUUUGCUCCCAACUUCGGCGUCGUGAUGACAGGCCAGCUGACCGACGAGAUCCCAAUGGGUGUCCGCCCGCAAACCUUCAGCGGCCGCCGGGACCCCUGGUUCUACCUCCACGCCAGGAAGCGCGCAGAGUUCCAGCACGGCGGGGCACAAAAUGCGCCACCCACAGACUAUAUCCCCCUCCCAGAGUACUUGUUCCGCUACGACCGCGGCGGUUUUUGGGUUGGCGCCGAGGCCUUUGCCUACUUCCCCUUUGUUCCCUUCAACCGGUUGACUCGUUGGUUCCUCAACGACUUCAUGCACACGCGCAUGCUCUACCGCGCGCUGCAAGGGAGCAACCUGUCGUUUGGCCAUAUGGUGCAAGACCUUUCGCUCCCCUACGGUACGGCCGAGGCCUUCAUCGACUACACGGCGGAAAAGUUCAACAUCUGGCCGCUGUGGCUGUGCCCGCUCAAGGCUAUCGAGCGGCCUACCUUCCACCCUUCAUAUUGCGGCCCGGGUGGUGAUGGGCCGCCGCAGCCGAUGGUCAACAUCGGUUUGUGGGGAGCCGCCUCCAACGAUGUCGAGGAGUUUGUGCGCCAGAACAGAGAGCUAGAGAUGAAGUUGACACAGCUCGGAGGGCGGAAAGUUCUCUACUCGCACACCUACUACACGGAGGAGGAGUUCUGGGGCUUGUAUGACAAGGGCUGGUAUGACGGUUUGAGAGAGAAGUACGGGGCGACGACUUUGCCCAGCUUGUACGACAAGGUGCACGUCGACGCUCGGAAAGCGAGAGGGAGGAACAGGGGCAGGGGCGGUUGGAUGAGGCGGAUUGCGGGCAUCUGGCCUCUUCCAGGGCUUAUUGGUAUUGUUUGGGCUAUCCGGAGUAAGGAGUACUUGAUUCACAGACAGCCAUGUUGGACAUAUUGGCAGGGGGUCGAGGCGUCAGCUCGACGAGACGCAAAAAGCUGA